UCUGUUGCCAUUCGUUCCGUUAAAUGCGGUUAUGUUUAUAUAUAAGUAUUUUUAUAAAUUUGAAGAAGGAUAAACUAAGCGACAAUGUUAACAAUUAAAUUCGCACCGUUCGUUCUCGCGAUAUUUCUUAUCAGUUUACAAUCGGCGUGGUCUUCGUCAGCUUACUUCCUGCAGCAAGGAGAUGUCGUCCAGCACAGGCAGGAGCAGGACAGGUUCCAGAUAUACUGCUAUCGGGGAAAACCAAAGUACAUCAUCCAUCUGUGGCAGACGGUUAUGUUGCAAGUGGAUUUGAAAAAUGAUAAUUACUUGACGUACGAAGGACCCACUUCAGAUGCUGUGUUGAAGGAAUAUUUGGCACACAGAUCCAGUUGGAGCCUGAACUUGUUCUCAUGGAAGCAGAAGCAAGUCCGAUUGGAUCCAUUUAAUCAGAGCUGCAUUGGCAUCGACAGCAUGGAGGAGUACAAAGUGUACUUGAAUAUAAUCAGGAUUGAUUACUGGAAGGUGCUGAGGAUGGCUGUGGGCAUUUUUCUGUUUCUCUCCGCUAAGAAGUUGAGCAGAAACACACUGUUCUAUUAUUUGUGUGGAAUCAGCUUCGGAAUAUGCGCUUCCUUUUUGAUACUCAUCUAUUUUAUAAGUAAACUUUUCCCUAGGAAACCUAUGAUGUACGGAGUAGCAAUUUGCGGUUGGACCGUUGGAAUCUACAUUGUGCAAAUGCUUUGGGAAAACAUCCGUGUGAUCCUUUUGAAUUAUCAAACUCACGUCGCGUGUUACGCUUUUAUUACUGGAAUUAUCUCUUUUAUCGUUUGUUAUUGGUUUGGACCUGUGAAGAACGAGAGGACGCACAACAUAAUCCAAUGGACUUUGCAGACGGCAGCUUUGGUUUUGGUCUUCCUUAGUAGUCAAUUUCAGGAGGCGGCGAUGGGACAGAUUGUGCUUCUGGUCUUAGGUCACAAUUUCCCGAAGCGAUGGAUAACGAAAUCGCAGGCAAUUUGGAAGCGGCAAUUCCCGCCGAAAAUCAAUCUGAUUUCUGAAGAGCAGUACCACGAGCAAGGCGUGAAGGAGACGACGAAAGCCAUAGAGGAUUUACGUAAAUUCUGCUCGAGUCCGGAUUGCAAUCAGUGGAAGAUGUUCUUGAAACUGAAGGAUGGAAAACGCUUCGCUUCGUUCAUGGAAGGAGAUUCGCAUCUGUCGGAUCAGGAGAUGAUCGAUUACGAGUAUUCUAUAACGGGAGAACCGUUCGAAACAACCGAUGACGAAGACGAUCUUAUGACUGAGGAGGAGGACUGAUGAGGGUGUUUUCUUUUUUUUUGUGUACAGAAUAUUUUACAUUUUGUAAGUUAUAAUAAUCAAUAAAAGAAU
Messenger RNA from Nicrophorus vespilloides, 1359 nucleotides. It is a transcript of the gene Nemp, whose product is annotated as nuclear envelope integral membrane protein 1a. Bases 85 to 1287 code for a protein of 400 amino acids. NCBI's taxonomy places the organism in Eukaryota, Metazoa, Arthropoda, Insecta, Coleoptera, Silphidae. The transcript is spliced from 6 exons. Gene Ontology annotation, cellular component: nuclear envelope. The record is from RefSeq and is a predicted model, not a curated record.